Triticum dicoccoides is the source of this 1701-nucleotide messenger RNA. Its product is annotated as BTB/POZ and MATH domain-containing protein 1-like. The transcript is spliced from 2 exons. Gene Ontology annotation, molecular function: protein binding. The record is from RefSeq and is a predicted model, not a curated record. Bases 29 to 1468 code for a protein of 479 amino acids. Lineage: Eukaryota; Viridiplantae; Streptophyta; Magnoliopsida; Poales; Poaceae. Gene Ontology annotation, biological process: protein ubiquitination.
UCUCCCUCGUGCCGUCUCAUCGCCGGCGAUGGCGUCCCAGCCACCACCUCCAUCCCAAGAGAUCGAUCUGGGGGCCUUCCUCCCGUUGUCUCCAGCCUCCUCAUUUGCCGCCGAGGCCGACGCUGAUCACCGCCGUGCCGUCGACGAUCUGCUCCUCCUCCUCUCGUCCGAAGAUGACGACGACGACGACGAGACAACCGGUACACCCAGCACCGACCACAAAGCCCUGACCCCUAGCAAAGCCCCACCGCCGCCCCGUGAGCUCGAUCCGGAGGCCUUCCUCCAGCCGUCUCCCGGCUCCUCCUCAGGUUCCGACGCGGACGCCGAUCACCGCCGGGCCGUCGACGACCUGCUCCUCCAACUCUCCUCGUCACACACCGACGACGGCGAGCUGCAGGAUCCCUUGUUCGACAUGGCUGAUGCCUGUACCAUCCUCACCAGCACCGUGCGCUCUGUGCAGCUGUUCAAGAUUGAAGGUUUGAAAGCGUUGUGCUCGCAGCCCGGUCUGGAUAAGCAGUGCGUCAAAUCAAAGUGUGAGGUCGGUGGGUAUGAGUGGGAAAUCCUUUGCUAUGUACCCACUUAUUCCACCUCUUGGCUAGACUUCUGCCUUAUGUUAUUGAGUGAAGCCCCCCGGUCUGGCUCUGUGACAGCAAGCAUAAGCUGUCAACUGGUACAUCCGAGGGUGCCGGGCAAUCCACCAGACCCUGUUCUGCACAGAGCACCACAUUCUGAGGUGACUAUCUCACAUGUGUUCAAGCGCCACAAAGAUUGCUCACAUCGGGCAAUGAUCGUGCAAAAGAAAUCUCUACCGGAGCCGGCAUGUCCUGAUGAUGAUUACUUGAGUGUGGAGUGCAUCAUCACUAUUCUGAAGGAAAAUCCUGAUGUGGCAACCGCACUUCGGGUGCCGGCCUCCAACUUGCAGCAGCACCUUGGUGAGCUCCUGCAGAGCAAGACGGGAUCCGAUGUUACGUUCCUCGUCUCGGGUGAGUCCUUUCUUGCACACAAGAAUAUCCUUGCUGCGAGGUCACCUGUCCUCAUGGCUGAGUUCUUCGGGAGCAUGAGGGAGAGCAGCGCUCAACAAGUCGUGAUCGAUGACAUGGAGGCGGAAGCAUUCAAGGCCAUGCUGCACUUCAUCUACACCGACAAAGUUCCUGAAUUUGAUUGGGAGCAGGAGGCUGCAGUUACAAUGGCUCAACAUCUGCUUGCGGCGGCUGACAGGUAUGGGCUGGGCAAGCUCAAGGUUAUGUGCGAGGACAAACUUUCAGGUGACCUUACUAUAGAUACAGCGGGUACUACUUUGGCAUUAGCUGAGCAGCACAACUGCUCUGACCUCAAGGCUAGUUGCAUCGAGUUCAUCCUCAGCAGCCCUACGAUACUUGAAGCGGUGGUGGCGACGGAGGGGUAUAAGAAUCUGGAGGCAAGCUGUCCUGCUAUUAUUAGCUUCAUUGUGCGUGGGAGAAGCAACUGAAGCAUAGAUAAAGUUACAGCUGAGCCUUUUAGUUUCAGUACUUCUUCACCUUCAAUGUGUUGUUUAGUAGUAGAACUUAAUUAUGCAUGUCUUUCGCCAAAUGAUGGCAUUUGUUAGUUCUAUCCAUGUUUUGAGCAACCAGUGUGUGCUUCCAUUUUCCCGUAAAAUUAGUGGAAUUAAUUUCGAGCCAAAUGGUUCAAGAUGUGGCAAAUCAUCUCUUUUCUGCUCAUUUG